This is a messenger RNA of Epinephelus fuscoguttatus (brown-marbled grouper), 1141 nucleotides long. The record is from the annotation of a RefSeq genome assembly. NCBI's taxonomy places the organism in Eukaryota, Metazoa, Chordata, Actinopteri, Perciformes, Serranidae.
AUGGCUAGCCUACGUAAAACACACCCCCUCCUAAAAAUUGCAAACGACGCACUAGUUGACCUCCCAGCCCCCUCCAACAUUUCAGUCUGAUGAAACUUUGGCUCACUACUCGGACUCUGUCUUGCUGCUCAAAUCCUCACAGGCCUUUUCUUAGCCAUACACUAUACAUCAGACAUCGCUACAGCCUUCUCAUCCGUCGCCCACAUUUGUCGAGACGUAAACUACGGCUGACUUAUCCGAAACAUACAUGCCAACGGAGCCUCCUUCUUCUUUAUCUGCAUUUACGCCCACAUUGGACGAGGACUUUACUACGGCUCCUACCUCUAUAAAGAAACCUGAAACAUUGGAGUCAUUCUCCUUCUCCUAGUAAUAAUGACAGCUUUUGUUGGCUACGUCCUCCCCUGAGGACAGAUAUCCUUCUGAGGAGCAACCGUCAUUACCAACCUCCUAUCCGCUAUUCCCUACAUCGGUAACACCUUAGUCCAAUGAAUCUGAGGAGGCUUUUCCGUAGAUAAUGCCACACUCACCCGUUUCUUUGCAUUCCACUUUUUAUUCCCCUUCAUCAUUGCAGCCGCUACUGUACUUCACCUCUUGUUCCUCCAUGAAACAGGCUCAAACAACCCCCUCGGACUUAACUCCGACGCAGACAAAAUCUCCUUCCAUCCAUACUUUUCCUACAAAGACCUACUAGGAUUCGCAGCCCUACUCAUUACAUUAACAUCCCUGGCACUAUUCUCACCCAACUUACUAGGAGACCCGGACAACUUCACCCCUGCCAACCCCCUUGUUACUCCCCCCCAUAUCAAACCCGAAUGAUAUUUCCUAUUUGCCUACGCUAUCCUCCGAUCAAUUCCAAAUAAACUAGGAGGAGUCCUAGCACUGCUAGCUUCAAUCUUAAUCUUGAUACUAGUACCACUUCUCCACACCUCUAAACAACGAGCCCUAACCUUCCGCCCCCUUAGCCAAUUCCUAUUCUGAACCCUGAUCGCCGACGUAAUAAUUCUUACCUGAAUUGGAGGCAUACCUGUAGAACACCCAUUUAUCAUCAUUGGUCAAAUCGCAUCUGCCCUGUACUUCUCACUCUUCUUAUUUUUAAUACCAGUAGCAGGAUGAGCAGAAAAUAAAAUUCUCGAAUGACGAU